CUUUGAAUUGCCUUAUCUCAACCAACUUUUCAACUUCAACUCGUUUGGCAUUUUAGUCUACAUGUUCAGACCAAUAGACAAAUAAACUGAGAACUCGUCACCGAUGCACAGACUCUAUUUUCAGUCACUACAGUAUAGGCUGGCACUAUGUCUAAGAUGAUGAGAGCGAUAUAUCUGACACAAGCAGAAGGAAAACUUGAGCUGAUGCAGUGUGAAGCUCCUAAAGCUGUUAAACCAACAGAUGUACUCUUGAAGAUCCCUUGUGCCGGAAUUUGUGGGUCUGACCUCCACUUUAUUAAGAAUGAGUUCAAGGUCAAAGAUAAGGUCAUUCUUGGGCAUGAGUUUGCUGGGACAGUGGUCCAAGUUGGCGAUGGUGUAACUAAUGUCAAAGUUGGAGAUCGAGUUGCUUCAAAUGUAGGGGGACAUUGCCACAAGUGCCGCUACUGUCAUCGGGGUAAGGCAAACCUAUGUCCAACGGGAGGCGUUAUGAAUGCAAAUGGAAUCUUUCGGGAUGGCGCAUGGGCCGACUUUUGUCUUGUGGAAAGCUCACAGUUGUUCAAGUUGUCAGAUGAGAUUACGUUUCAAACUGCCUGUUUGAUGGAACCGAUGUCGUGUAUCCUCAACAGUUUCUCGAUCUUAAGCCCUCUGGUCGAUUCUGCGUUUAUUCUGGUUGCAGGCAGUGGCAUCAUCGGAUUGUUACAAGCGUCUAUGUUGCAUUACAAAGGAUUCCGUAAUAUCACAAUAACUGAACCAAGUGCGGGUCGUCGAGAUAUAGCCAUUAACCUUAACCUUAGCGGCGUGAAGGUUGCACAGCCAAGUGACAUCAUUGGCCAGUUCAAAGAUGUGGAUACCGCACUCAACGGCUUCGACAUGAUUAUCGACUGCACAGGAAAUCCAGAAGCGAUAGAGGAAUACUACCCAUUGCUGAGCCGCGGCGCAACAUAUAUUGUGUUUGGAAUAUGCCCCUCGGGAUCAAAAACCACAAUUGAUCCACACGAAAUUAUCACUAAAGAGACAAAGAUCAUGGGCACUUUUGGAGAGCACAAUAACUAUAUCGAUGCCGUGGCACUGGUUCAAAACAUGGCUGCCGAUGACGACACUAUGUCUAAGAUGAUGAGAGCGAUAUAUCUGACACAAGCAGAAGGGAAACUUGAGCUAGUACAAUGUGAAGCUCCUAAAGCUGUUAAACCAACAGAUGUCCUCUUGAAGAUCCCUUGUGCUGGAAUUUGUGGGUCUGACCUCCACUUCAUUAAGAAUGAUAUGAAGGUCAAAGAAAAGGUCAUCCUUGGGCAUGAGUUUGGUGGAACAGUGGUCCAAGUUGGCAACAGCGUAACUAAUGUCAAAGUUGGUGAUCGAGUUGCCUGUAAUCCAUUAGGAUGCCAUUGUCAUCAUUGUCGCUUCUGCCAUGGGGGAAAGCCAAAUCUGUGUCCAAAAGGAGGCAUUGCGUAUGCAAAUGGGGUCUUCCGCGAUGGUGCCUGGGCCGACUUUUGUCUUGUGGACAGCACACAGUUGUUCAGGUUGUCUGAUGAGGCUACGUUUCAAACUGCUUGUUUGAUGGAGCCGAUGGCAUGCAUCCUGAACAGUUUCUCGAUCUUAAGCAUUUUGGUCGAUUCUGCGUCUAUUCUGGUUGCAGGUAGUGGCAUCAUCGGAUUGUUACAAGCGUCUUUGUUACAUUACAGAGGAUUCCGUAAUAUCACAAUAACUGAACCAAGUGCGGGUCGUCGAGAUAUUGCUAUAAACCUUAAGCUGAAUGGUGUGAAGGUUGCACAGCCAAGUGACAUCAUUGGCCAGUUCAAAGAUGUGGAUACCGCACUCAACGGCUUCGACCUGAUCUUUGACUGCACGGGAAAUGCAGAAGCGAUAGAGGAAUACUACCCAUUGCUGAGCCGCGGCGCAACAUAUCUUGUGUUUGGAAUAUGCCCCUCGGGAUCAAAAACCACAAUAGAUCCACACGAAUUGUUUGCUAAGGAGACAAAGAUCAUGGGCGUUUGUGGUGAGCGCAAUACCUACAUCGAUGCCGUGGCACUAAUUCAAAACAUGGCUGCUGAUGGGAAACUCGAUUUAGAAAAGUUGGGUGUGAAAAUGUUUCCCUUCGAAAAUUAUGAAACAGCACUUUCAGAAUUGGAAAGAGGAAUUAUUUCCAAAGCCAUAUUGACAUUAUAAGUCCGGGUUAUAACUAUAAUGAGCGAUAUCUCUGAAGAGACAGUACAUACCGAACGGCAGCCGUAGCAUCCCAAAUCGAGAGAAAUAUGCAGCACAAAAUAUAGGGAUAUGCGAUAUGAUGUAGAUUUUGUAGAUUGAAUUUAGUGAAGCUACGACCACAGUACACCCUGUAGGGUAAAUGUGAAUGAGGCUUUACCAUUUGACCUGCAUAAGCACUUUGCUUGUUAUUCGCAAUAAUACUAUUUAUAGAUUCUUACUCAACUAUGAAAUUAAUCAGCUUGUCGCUUUUAGUAGUUUCACUAGAAUCUAAAAGUCACCUUGGAAGGGUUGUUGGUAAUAUAAUGCAUUGCAGUAAUAUGAAAUAGCAGCC
Molecule: messenger RNA, 2533 nt
Organism: Owenia fusiformis
Lineage: Eukaryota; Metazoa; Annelida; Polychaeta; Sabellida; Oweniidae
Source: the annotation of a GenBank genome assembly